Homalodisca vitripennis (glassy-winged sharpshooter) is the source of this 1353-nucleotide messenger RNA. RefSeq names its product DCN1-like protein 3 (gene SCCRO3). Gene Ontology annotation, cellular component: ubiquitin ligase complex. Lineage: Eukaryota; Metazoa; Arthropoda; Insecta; Hemiptera; Cicadellidae. Gene Ontology annotation, molecular function: ubiquitin-like protein binding; ubiquitin conjugating enzyme binding; cullin family protein binding. The transcript has 3 exons. The record is from RefSeq and is a predicted model, not a curated record. The coding region runs from base 215 to 1114 and encodes 299 amino acids. Gene Ontology annotation, biological process: protein neddylation; positive regulation of ubiquitin-protein transferase activity.
CCAGAACGUCCAGAACCUCAAAAAGUCAAAAUGAAAAUAGUGCCAAAGGAAAGAAAAGAGAUGUGUUGUUUUGUUCUGUAAUGAGUUUUAUGAGAAAAGUUUAUUUGUCCAAAGCGGAAUAAUUUUCACAAUCUACACUGAGUGGUUGUUCUGUGAAGGGCAGUGAGCUGACGCUCCCACUGGAGGCUGAUGGUGGAGGGGGAAGCUAGGACCAAUGGGCAACUGUUUCUCUCGAGGUAAGGGCCGACCUCCCCCCCCUCCUCUCACCGCACAAAAACUCAAGGAAGGGACACCGACUGUACAGAAACAUACUCAAGAAAUUAACUGGGAAAUGUGCAGUGAACAGCGGGAGCUUCAGAGAAAUGGGAACAGUGUUUUGAGUGAGCCUCUGGUGCGUGAGAAGAGUGUUCGGACGUUCUGUACACGUGUUGGCCGCACCAGUAGUGAGGCCAAGAUAGGUAAGGCAGUGUCGGAGACGCGACUGAACACACUGUUCGACAACUAUCGUGACUCUACAGAAGACAGCAUAUUGGCGGACGGUAUAGAGAGGUUGUGUGCGGACCUCAAUCUUUCACCAGACGAGUUCCGAGUAUUGAUCCUCGCGUGGAAGUUGGAUGCAUCGCAAAUGUGUCGGUUUACACGAGAUGAGUUUGUCAAGGGUUGUCGAGCUAUGCACGUUGACACAGUCAAAGGUAUCCAGACUAAACUGCCAGAGUUGGAAGCAGAAGUGUUAGAGAAUGCAGAGUCGUUCAAGGACCUCUACCGGUUCACAUUUCGGUUCGGCUUGGACGUUUCAGUUGGCCAACGAAUCCUAGCCUGCGACAUGGCUAUUGACCUCUGGAGGCUCGUCUUCUCCGGGCAGGAACCUCCGAUUCUCAACCGGUGGUUGAGGUUUCUGGAAAGCCAUCCACAUGCUCGUGGUAUCCCCAGAGACACGUGGAACAUGUUCCUCAACUUUGCAGAGGCUGUAGGAAGCGACUUGUCAACCUAUGAUGACACCGAGGCAUGGCCAAGUAUCUUUGACGAUUUUGUUGAGUUUGAGAACGACCAGGCCAACCAAAACAUUACUAAGGAGAGAGAAGAAGUCAUCAAACUGAGUCAGUGGAGCAGCUAGGCUUGCCUUGUUCCAUUCACUGGACAGGUUGUACUUAUUUGGAUAUCCUAACUGCAGAAAACAGCUUACAAUACAUUGUAUGGCUGUUUUAGGGACCUUUUUAAAAAUUAUCGUGUAAACAAUGUGUGAUCUUUGAGCAUAACAAGAUAGUUAUCAGUGAACUGUUUAUUUGUGUUUUAUACAUUAAAAUUAAUCUGUUUUAUGAAGCAUACAAUUAAAAAGUGUUAUUUUACUCAUUA